CUGGUUGUGUGUGCCACACCGACGGUUGACUGUGUCCCACGUUGUGUUAUAGAUGGCAAAGACAUACAGUGUUGAAGAUGUUCUGAAAAUGAUCACGGAUGGGAAUUCAAGUGACAUCGAGCAGCUAGGGGAGGAUGAGGAUGAGGAAUGGACUCCUGCAAGGAUUGAGGAACACCCAGAUAGCAGAGAUGAUGAAGAAGAGGAAAACCCAGAUAAGGAUAAUGAUGAAGAAGCACCAGAAAUCCCAAAGGACAAAACAUCAAAGCAGUCAGGAAAGAGCAAAGUGGAAAGGAAGGAGUAUCGCUGGAAAAAAAAAGAGUUUGAAGCCCCGUCUGUUGAGUUUGUGGAACCUGUUGAAGAAGACUCUGAAGAGAGGCUUGACUGGACACCAUGUCAGUACUUCAAAGAUUUUGUGACAGAGGACAUGCUACAAGAAAUUGCAGAAGAAACAAACUUGUACAGUGUGCAGAAAAAUGGAAAGUCGGUUCACACAAAUGCCCAAGAAAUCGAGCAACUUCUGGGUAUGUAUAUGCACAUGGGGUUAGUACAGAUGCCCAACGUACGAGCUUACUGGGAGAUGGCGACAAGGCACCCCCCAGUUUGUGAUGUGAUGUCAAGGGGUCGAUUCCAGAAUUUGCUGACAGUGAUUCACUUUCAGAAUAACCUCAGUGUGUCUGAGGAUGCAAAACAAGAUAAAGUGUGGAAACUCAGGCCAUGGUUGGAGAAACUACGCCAACGCUUUCUUCGCAUACCACCUGAAGAAUGUCACGCUGUUGACAAAAUCAUGGUGCCUUUCAAAGGAAAAUCACAUCUACGGUGCUACAUGCCCGGAAAACCUCACAAGUGGGGGUUCAAGAUGUGGGGACGUGGUGGGCAAAGUGGCUAUCUAUAUGACUUUGAUGUGUGCCAAGGGGGAGGAAAUCUUGACCAAGAGAAAUCUGAUGUUGGUGCUGCAGAUGUUGUCCUGAAAAUGACCUCAACCCUUCCAGCAGGAAAGAAUCACAAAGUUUUUGCUGACAAUUUCUUUACGUCAGUUCCAUUGGUAGAGCACUUGAAACAAAGAGGAAUCUACUACGUAGGCACAGUCCGAACGAACAGGGUGAAGAAUUGCCAACUGAUGGAUGAGAAAGAACUGAAGAAAAAGGGAAGAGGGUCACUGGAUUUCAGAGUAAACCAGGAAAACAACAUCAUUGUGAGAUGGUCUGACAACAAAGCUGUGAACCUGCUCUCUUCUUUUGUUGGUGUUGAACCUCUGGGCAGUGUGAAGCGUUGGGAUCGAAAAGCCAAAACCCACAUAAUGGUUCCCAGACCGGCCAUUGUUGACACUUACAACAGGUUCAUGGGAGGCAUUGACCUUCUAGAUAUGCUUUCUGCUCUGUACAAGUUCAGCUUCAGAUCCCGAAGAUGGUACAUCUACAUUUGGUGGCACACCAUCACAGUGGCAGUAAUCAAUGCAUGGAUCCGCUACAGAAGAGACCUGGAGAAACUGCAUCCCAGGCAGAAACACCUGCCCCUGCGAAGGUUUCAGGCCUCUGUUGCCACUGCCCUCACAAGUGCACGAAAGGUCAAAAAGCGUGGCAGACCUUUGUCCUCUCCGGAAGCAACGCCAGCCCCUCCUAGGAGGAGGAAAACCACUGAGUUGCCCCCUGAUGUGAGAAAGGACGGCCUCAAUCAUUUCCCAACAUGGGAAACCCGACAGAGAUGCAAGCACUGUGUGGGCCACUUUUCCUAUGUGUUCUGUGAGAAUGCAGAGUGCAUCUUUGUCUGA
Messenger RNA from Poeciliopsis prolifica (blackstripe livebearer), 1768 nucleotides. RefSeq names its product piggyBac transposable element-derived protein 3-like. The record is from RefSeq and is a predicted model, not a curated record. The transcript has 2 exons. Lineage: Eukaryota; Metazoa; Chordata; Actinopteri; Cyprinodontiformes; Poeciliidae. The coding region runs from base 53 to 1768 and encodes 571 amino acids.